Lucilia cuprina (Australian sheep blowfly) is the source of this 433-nucleotide messenger RNA. RefSeq names its product inactive lysozyme 1A-like. Bases 28 to 405 code for a protein of 125 amino acids. Gene Ontology annotation, molecular function: lysozyme activity. The record is from RefSeq and is a predicted model, not a curated record. The transcript has a single exon. NCBI's taxonomy places the organism in Eukaryota, Metazoa, Arthropoda, Insecta, Diptera, Calliphoridae.
UUGUAAAUUAAAAUUUUAAAACAAAAAAUGAAAUACAUUAUCAUUAUUUUGGCUGCUGUCGCUUCUUUUGUCCCUACCUUCGCUAUUACCUACAAUCGUUGUUCUUUGGCUAAAGCUAUGUACAAUUUAGGUAUUCCAAAGGAUCAAUUAAAUCGUUUAACUUGCAUUGCUGAACACGUGUCCUCAUACCGUACCGAUUUAGUAGGUCCCACUAAAUCUGAUGCCUUCAGUGAUUAUGGUAUUUUCCAAAUCAACAACUACUCUUGGUGUCAAUCUUCCGACGGACAUUUUUCCCAAAAUCAAUGUAAUGUAAUCUGUGAUGAUUUGCUCUCGGAUAAUAUUCGUGCUUCUUUGAACUGUGCUCGCAAGAUUUUGAGCCAAGAAGGAUUGUCUGCCUGGUUCUGAUUCCGAAAAUUACACAGUAUUACUUACA